Messenger RNA from Aplysia californica (California sea hare), 2046 nucleotides. Its product is annotated as DALR anticodon-binding domain-containing protein 3. The record is from RefSeq and is a predicted model, not a curated record. The transcript is spliced from 14 exons. Gene Ontology annotation, biological process: arginyl-tRNA aminoacylation; tRNA C3-cytosine methylation. Gene Ontology annotation, molecular function: tRNA binding; arginine-tRNA ligase activity; ATP binding. NCBI's taxonomy places the organism in Eukaryota, Metazoa, Mollusca, Gastropoda, Aplysiida, Aplysiidae. Bases 43 to 1728 code for a protein of 561 amino acids.
UUGCAAAUUACUCUCUUUCGUUUCCGACGUAAACAAACAGUCAUGGCGGAUAACUAUGUUGUCGAAAACAUGCUUCUAGAUUUGAAGCAUAAAAUUCACGAAAUGCUUCAGAAAAUUGGGACUGAGUCUUCUUUCCAUGGAAUAGUUUUGAGAAAAAAGUCCAGAGAUCUUAAGAGUGGUGACAUAAUCCUUCCUCGAGGGUGCAUAAAAGCUUCAGAAGAAAAAAUAUCGCAGUUCCUCUCUCUUGCUGAGAGCCAGCUUCUCUGUGGUAGCCACAUAGCCCGGCUGGCCCAGGAUAAGUUCAGUGUUUUGGCAGUCUUCUUAAACAGAGCUUCAGUGUUGCAGACUGUUUUGAAUGAGGUGCAGGAAUGUGGAUCCCAGUAUGGAUUAAGAAAGUCAAAAGAUUGUCUGGGAUGCAUCGCUUUAAACAUCAUCUCCGAGGAAAAAGCAGGUGUCAGCAUGUCAGAGACAAGUUCUUUGACUGACAUGAGGUGUUCCAGUCUACACAGUCAUGUGAGAAAUCUAUUAGAAGCUCACAGGUAUUCUGUGAUUUGUUUGAAUGACUUGUCCAAGCUCAGCUGUCAUCCUGAUUCUGCCACACAUGCACAGUCAAUCAGAGAUGCCAUCUUGACUAGAGCUCUUAAAUACCCGAAAACAGUGGAAACCUCUGAGAUAUCUGAUACCAAGCAAGAAGAAAAGGGGUCCUCAGAAUCAGGAGAAAAUUCUAGAACAACUGAUUGUGUGAUUGACCUACAGUGUGUCAUUAAGGACCGAGGGUACGCAGUUGGGAAGGACGGGUUUGACAAAAACCUUUGCAAAGCCACAGUGCUUCUAGAUGGUGUGCCCAGUAGUGUCACAGAAUCAGCCAUAAAACUAGAGGAGUGUGUUCUGCACAUGCUGGCAGAUCAGGAACUAACUGGUUGCAUCAACAUAGUGCCUCAGUCUCAGGCAUUUCGGCAGCAGCAAGUCCACCUGGUUUGGCAAGCUCUCUCAGACAGGUGUGUACCUCAGAGUCACCUUACUGUUGGCCCAGUCAUACAGAAAUCUGAUAGUGCUGUGCAGAGCGACCCGUGUGAAAAUACUGCUAAACUCUUCCAAAAGUUGAGGCUUGAGCAGAUGACAGAGGCAGCAGAGAUGAGGUACGGAGAAGCCGUGGAGGAUGAAGCAAGAAAGAACCAGAUCACCCAGCUAACUCAAGCCAGUAUCACAUUCGAUAUUCUGCAGAAUGCGUCCCAUGUCCAACUCCAUCUGAGUGCUUGUAGUCCUGGAGAAGGACUAGAGAGCCGGACUGGAGCUUUCAUUAUGUACAACACAGCCCGUUUGGCCACACUGUUUGAACACUUUUCUCAGGGAGUUAAAAAAGGUAUAUACCCUCCACUGCCGUCGCUGAAAGAAACUGACUUUACUUUGCUGAGAGAAGAGGAGGAGUGGGAAUUGCUGUUUCUCUUCAUCUCAAGGUUCCCGGAAACGGUACAUCAGUCUGUGGAAUGCGUGAUUCCCUCUGAUGGAAAAAUUGCUGCAAAAGUGCACACUCACAAGAUUUCUAACUUCUUGGUUGGUUUUUCAAAACGUUUAAGCUCCUACUACAGCAGAUAUCACAUCCUUGGAGGUGGAGAACUUCACCUACUGCCUCUUAUGUUUGCCCGACUUCAUCUCAUGCGAGCAGCUCACCAAGUCUUGCUAAAUGCUCUCCGCCUCAUUGGCUUGGAGGCUUUGGACCAUUUAUAGCUCAGUGUUUUUGUGCUGUCGAACCACAUAUUCUUUCAACUGCGCAAGUCAUGAGGAGCAGGCAAUAGUGACAAAAGUGUAUGGUGAGAGGGUGGACAUAAUUCAUGCUAUAAGGGCAAUUAAGAAAGAAAGGUACUUGUAGAUUUCUUUAGAUCACGCUUUGCCUUCAAUGACUGAAAAGCGUCUCAAUGCACUGUAGUGUCUUAUUUAAACUCAUUCAUGCUUAGCUGCGUUUUCUCUGGGGGGUGGUUUGAUCUCAUCAGUGGUUUAUGACCACAAUAUUAAUGUGUCCCUGCCGGUCAAUAUCAGUCAUAUGAA